Zootermopsis nevadensis is the source of this 2586-nucleotide messenger RNA. RefSeq lists its product as uncharacterized. Lineage: Eukaryota; Metazoa; Arthropoda; Insecta; Blattodea; Termopsidae. The record is from RefSeq and is a predicted model, not a curated record.
UUAUAAAACUGGGACAACAAUUUCCCUGUCUGGAAGGGAAAUUUGUUGGCAUUACCGCAUGCUAGACAGCACCACUAAUCGGGGGGAGCAAUGUUGGCUGUCAGUCUGUGGAGAACCGGAACACGAUCAUCAUCAAAGUGUGGUCACAGAUAUCAACAUGCCACCAGUGAAACUGCCCAUGACUAUAACAGAAUCCUUUGUACACAAAUUUGCCCACAUCGUGAAAGCCAGAAGCAAGGCAUGCAUCCGGAAACUACCUCGAGCAGCAAGAAUUGGACUUCCGGUUUACCUUCAGCAGAUUCAGAACAUGCAGAGAGAAGCCGACUCGUACUACGAAAUUUUAACAACUCUUCCAAUACAAGUUUCUGCAGACAUAAGUUAUGCAGUUUUUAGGAAUAUUAUUAAUACCAUCGCCAAAUAUGACUCAAAAUAUAAGAGUUUAAAGCGACGGGAUUUUUCAGCUUAUGAUGAACAGUAUAACACUGCAUGCAUAAACAUAGUUAGAUCUGUGUUGUGUCCAUCCAUUUCAUACUAUGAUACAACGCAAAUGUUGUCCAGUUUUGCACAGAAACUUGUAAUUGAAACACUGGAUAGUCUCAAUAAUUUAUCUAGUUUGAUCUUCGACACUGAAACGGAAAUUGACCACUCGGCUCUAUUGGCAAAUAAUAUCCAUCACCUAAGAAAGUUGGAGACGUUUAAAUAUAAGUUUCAUUGCUCAGACACAGUUGUGGAAGAACUGGGGUUGCACUGCAGCGAGCUGAAGGUUAUCAGUCUGAGCAACUCGAGAGCUGUUACUAAUGUUUCCGUAUCCCACCUACUGAGACUCAAGAAAUUACAAUACGUAAAUGUGUCGAAAACUUCAAUCUCUUGUGAAUUAUAUCAGUUACUACUCAUAAACUUGCCGGAAAUUGAAAAUAUUAAUUGUCGAGAUCUACAUGAGAACGUUUUGGGUAAUAUUGCAACAGAGAGUCUCCACACGGUAACAAAUUAUCGAGGGCCUAUUAUUAAUACGGACAAUCUAAUACAGAAAUGCUCUAACAUAACUAGUAUAAUACUGUAUGAAGUUAAUGAGGAUGUUUCAAAACUGUCAGCAUUAAAUAGCUUGAAAUCGCUGGAUAUUACAGGUGGAAACUAUGAAACGUCAAAUCUGAAUAUGUUCCUGAAAGAUAGGGGGCUUAAACUUUGCGAACUACAUCUGCAUAAUGUUUUAAAAGUAAACACUUCCCACAUUAUAAAGUACUGUUCUGCUCUGUUGUCUCUGAGUCUUGAGGAGUGCAUAUUCGAGCCAUCAGGGAAACAUGCAGUGUUCGAUCGUGCAACACCUCACUAUAAAAGUACGCAGAUUUUAAAUUUGACAGAGGCUGUUGGGCAUGAGGUGCACUUCGAACAUUUGAUACAUUACGUAAACCUGGUAAAAUUGUACAGCAAAGGAGCGAGAAUCAUUAAUGACCAUUCAAUACACAAAGCUAUAAAGCUAGGUGGACUCGGAAACCUCGAGGAAUUUCGAGUUGAAGAAACCAGGUUUGGGGCUUUGACUGUGAAGACUGCUAAGCGACUAAUACGUCACUGUAAAAACCUGACAAUCCUGGGGUACCUGGAAUGUUGGACUAAAGUUAAUGAACGACAAAUACGUCAACUUAAACAUAAAACAGAAAAGAAAAAAUUGGAUCUUCAGAUACUGACACACACAUAAUCUUGUUGGUAGUCUACAUUAUUUCACUCAUAGGCAUUCCUACAUAUGCUUUGCACGAGUAUUAUUUUGUACACGUAUGGUUUACUAUAUGUAUUUUACAGUGCCUUAUACGUACAAUGUCUCGUAUGUUCUCCACUAGACAGAUUAUUUUAAUUAGUAACUUUUACGAGAAGCGAAAAUUUUAAUGUGGCAUUACAGCUUAGUUUUCGUUAUGCUGACCUGUGUACUGUGUUCAAAGACAACUGUUCUUUAACAAGGUGUGAAGAAAUACAAAUAGGAAUCUAGGCGCUUGAAUACACUAAUUUUAAAAUGUGACAGUUAUUAAUGGCUACAAUGCGUAAAGUGCUUAAUUUUGACUGCUAUAAACCCCAUGGAUGGUUUAAAUACAAAACGAAUAAUUAAAUGAACCCUUAUCAGGAAACUGUUUUAUCCAUUUGUGAGGUCGAUCUCGUAAUAUUGUAAGACGUGGCAUGAUUAAUUGCUCAAGAGCUUGGAAUUCAUUAAGUGUUCCGUUAAAUAACAAGCAUACUGAACUGGAAUCUUAGAAUUUUUUGUGAAAAUUGCUUAGCAGUAAAAAAGCAUUCAUAUAGGUAUCAAUUGUGGUGUGAAUUUGAAAAUAAAAUAAUGGAAGAUGACUUCAGGACUGUUGUUUUACUGAUAUUUUCUGGUGGUAGUAAUUAAAUGUUCUUUAAUUUUUGUUUGGCUCAUAUUACAAUAAAUUUGAUAAAGGUUCCUUGAUAAGUGUUUAUUAACCAUUUAGCAGGCAAGCGGAAUGUCGUAACGCUGAUUCAGGUGGAUCGGAAAGUCAUGAAACCCAUUAUUACUGUCAAAAAGUAAUCUGGAGAGGUACAUUAAGGAAAUAAAGCUUAUAGAAUGACGAUGGAGAAGUGUAA